Messenger RNA from Cariama cristata (Red-legged seriema), 344 nucleotides. RefSeq names its product arf-GAP with dual PH domain-containing protein 1. NCBI's taxonomy places the organism in Eukaryota, Metazoa, Chordata, Aves, Cariamiformes, Cariamidae. The annotation marks the transcript as partial. Gene Ontology annotation, cellular component: intracellular membrane-bounded organelle; plasma membrane. Gene Ontology annotation, biological process: positive regulation of GTPase activity. The record is from RefSeq and is a predicted model, not a curated record. The transcript is spliced from 3 exons. Gene Ontology annotation, molecular function: GTPase activator activity; phosphatidylinositol bisphosphate binding.
GGUAUCGAGAAGGAUUUCUGUGGAAGAGAGGACGUGAUAACGGGCAAUUCUUAAGCCGAAAAUUCGUGUUAUCGGAGAGGGAAGGUGCGCUGAAGUACUUCAACAAAAACGACGCAAAAGAACCCAAAGCAAUUAUGAAGAUCGAACAUCUAAAUGCGACUUUCCAGCCUGCAAAAAUCGGGAACCCACACGGACUGCAGAUCACUUACUUGAAGGACAAUAGCACAAGGAACAUCUUUGUCUAUCAUGAAGAUGGCAAGGAAAUAGUGGAUUGGUUCAACGCCAUCCGAGCAGCACGUUUUCAUUACUUGCAAGUGGCAUUCCCUGGAGCCAGCGAUGUUGAU